This is a messenger RNA of Puntigrus tetrazona (Sumatra barb), 1518 nucleotides long. RefSeq names its product acyl-CoA dehydrogenase short chain (gene acads). Bases 51 to 1271 code for a protein of 406 amino acids. Gene Ontology annotation, biological process: butyrate catabolic process; fatty acid beta-oxidation using acyl-CoA dehydrogenase. Lineage: Eukaryota; Metazoa; Chordata; Actinopteri; Cypriniformes; Cyprinidae. The transcript is spliced from 10 exons. The record is from RefSeq and is a predicted model, not a curated record. Gene Ontology annotation, cellular component: mitochondrion. Gene Ontology annotation, molecular function: flavin adenine dinucleotide binding.
CGACCGGUGACAGGCCGCUUCCGGUUUUCUCCAGACGCAUCAGAGCCAAGAUGGCGGCGCUUUUUAAAGCACGGAGAGCCCUGGGCAUGGCGGUAGGCCACGGAGUGCGCCGUUUGAGCCAGCUUGCGGAGCUGCCAGAGUUGCACCAGAUGAUGAGGCAGACGUGUAGAGAUUACGCUCAGAAAGAACUUGCACCAAUCGCUGCUCAGCUGGACAGAGAUCACAAGUUCCCAGCCAAGCAGGUGAAAGAACUGGGAGCGAUGGGUGUCAUGGCUGUAGAGGUACCGGAGAGUCUGGGUGGAGCUGGGAUGGAUUAUCUUGCCUACUGUCUGGCCGUGGAAGAGCUCAGCAGAGGAUGUGCAUCGACCGGAGUCAUCGUCAGUGUAAAUAAUUCGCUGUACCUGGGUCCAAUUCUGAAGUUUGGCACAGAAGAGCAGAAAACGCAGUGGAUUACUCCCUUCACCACAGGGGACAAAGUGGGCUGUUUUGCUCUGAGUGAGCCAGGAAACGGCAGCGACGCAGGUGCGGCAUCAACACUGGCACAGCAGGAGGGAGACGAGUGGGUCCUGAACGGAACCAAAGCCUGGAUAACCAACUGCUGGGAUGCUUCCGCCACCGUCGUCUUCGCCACGACAGACAAGAGCUUAAAACACAAGGGAAUUAGUGCCUUCCUAGUGCCGAUGCCUCAUCCGGGGUUGUCUUUAGGGAAGAAAGAAGACAAACUGGGAAUUCGAGCUUCAUCGACUGCCAAUAUCAUUCUGGAGGACUGCCGCAUCCCACUCGGCAACAUGCUGGGAGAGCGUGGAAUGGGCUUUAAGAUUGCAAUGCAAACGCUAGACAGCGGGCGGCUGGGCAUCGCAGCGCAGGCUCUUGGUAUCGCUCAGGCGGCCCUGGACUGCGCGGCGGAUUACGCUCAUAAAAGAACUGCUUUCGGGGCCCCGAUUGGGAAACUGCAGGCGAUACAGUUUAAACUGGCAGACAUGGCCUUGGCCCUAGAGAGCGCUCGACUGCUCACCUGGAAAGCUGCGAUGUUGAGAGACGCAAAGAAACCUUUUACUAAGGAAGCUGCUAUGGCUAAACUGGCUGCAUCUGAGGCCGCUACGUUUGUCUCCCACCAGGCCAUCCAGGUGCUGGGCGGCAUGGGUUACGUCACAGACAUGCCCGCUGAGAGACACUACAGAGACGCCCGCAUCACGGAGAUCUACGAAGGCACCAGCGAGAUCCAGAGAUUAGUCAUCGCCAACAAUAUUCUCAAAGAAUAUCAGCAGUAGUUCACGUUACGUCACCGUGCCUGGAUUGGCUGAUCUGGUCGGUCACAGAGCUCAGGACUGCAUUACUGUGACCGUGUUAAUGUCGACACACUCGAAGUGCGUUUUCUCAUUUGUGCCACAAGAGCGCAGUAGAGAGUCUGGAUCUUUUGCCUUCUAUCUGGGAGCUUAAAUGCAUAUCUGAUUGUACAUAAUGAAUUGCAUGCAUUUGUUAUGCAACUUCAAAUAAAUAAUGAUUUUAUUACUACGA